Molecule: messenger RNA, 4995 nt
Organism: Danaus chrysippus (African queen)
Lineage: Eukaryota; Metazoa; Arthropoda; Insecta; Lepidoptera; Nymphalidae
Source: the annotation of a GenBank genome assembly
AUGCCUUUCGUGCAGCGUGUGGUGGAACCAAAGUUUCUCUCACGGACAAGUUUGCGGGACGAAGAUGGUAAACUCAAGGUUACGGAUGAAGAACUUCAGGCGGUAACCAACUGUACCCUGAGCAAUGCUCUCCGUCAGCUCGCCUCACUGGUUCUUCUAGCCGAAGAUAUCUUCAGUGAGCUCACAUCCCAACUUGAAGAAAUAACUGAGAGAUCGAAGGUUGCUAAGACUAAGAUCGAAAGGGUACAGGAGGUCGUUGAAAAAUAUGAUCCUAAGAAAGUAACAGUCCCGGAGAGCAGCCUGUCCGAUUUUGCAGCGCGCAAAAUUCAUUACACGGCCGCUAAUCCUCUCAAAAAGGAUCUUUUCACAGUGGACACGAGACCAGCAAGCUUACGUAACUUGUACGAUAAGGCGACGGCUGAUUGUGUAACAAAUUCUAUACUAGAUCAGCUAAGAAGAGAUUCACAACAUUCCCCAUACCUGCUCUGCACACCUGUACUCACCACUAAAAGACGUCGCAUUUGUCAGAGAGUCGAUGUUGAUAUAGAAACACGCAUUCCAUCGAUAGUGGAACAUCUAAGGAAAUGGACUUCCAAGGAGGCGGUGGGCGAUAUAACGGCACUCCCGGACUCAUCGAUGCGCAUCGCAAGUAGUGUGACUCUAACACCUGAUGAAUUAUCUGAAUGUGACUCCGGUGACGAUGAACCCAUAGAUCAUAGAUUACCGAGUCCCGAUGAACAGCUUAGAAUUAUAGCUUCCAAGUUCCCUCCCGAAGUAGUAGCUAUAGACACGUCGGGCAAGUUCUUCGAUAGGAUGUGUACUUCACGUAAAUCUCUCAUAGAAACAGGAGAAACGGACACCGUGAAGCGAAGGACUCGCACAAGAAAACCACGUGGUAAAAGACGAAACACCAUUUCGGGCACUGAUCAGAAAGAGCUUAGAGAGGCUAUCGCUGGUGAUACACCAAAUGCUGUGGCUUCUGAAGAAUUGGAUGACAACACUGUCACCAGAUCCCGUUCAAGUGAUUUACUUAAGAAAAGCCCUAUUGAUCCCGUCACUAAGAAAAGUCAUUUUAACAGCUUAAAACAGUGGGGAAAGAAUAGAUUAAAAUUGAUGGGUAGAUCACCCAGCGCAAGUAGAGAUAGCUUUAAAGAGGCUAAAAUAGAUAAAAAUAAAGACAUAAAAGCAACCAUAAAAAUAGAAGAUGAACAUAAACCAGAAUCAGUGACUCUGCGUACAAAACGUCUUGGAGAUGAUGACAGGCGAACACAUCAAAGAUGUGCGUCAUAUUCCUCUUCAGAAAAAAGUAUCGGACUGCCUACAAACGUUCAAACGACAGCAACUGUUAAUACUGGAGUGAAAUUAAGAGGAACGGCCACUCAGAGGAGAUUAAGAAGAUCAGCUAUAGGACGAGAUGAACCACAUUCGUCGAGCGGCAACUGGUCUGCUAGUUCAGAGUCGGGUCGGACAAGCAUCGGCUCUGAAAUUACGACAACGACAGUUCCGCCAAAAAGUACAACAUCCGCGGCCACUUCAAAUAACUCCCUUAACUAUCAUCAUGGCCCACCCAGUUCCAUUAUAAGUAGAAGGAAGUUCCUUAAUACUUCUGGUUCAGGAAGCGUUACUAGUGAAGGAACUUUAACGCCAGAUAUAAUUCACGAUCUCCACGAAGAUUUAGAAACUAGUUCUGAAUUUUCUUGUGACACAGAAGGCUAUUAUACCUCUUUUCAUAUGGACUCGGGCCUAAAAACUCUUAAAGAAGAAGAGAUGUCUCCAUGUACUCCCCUGCAUUCUACGAUAGCACUUUCCAACUCUUCAAAUCAAAACAUGACAGCAGAAAAUGAAUAUGAACUUUUUGGUAAAGGGUCCACAAGUACGACCACUAGUUCGGCUGGCACUGUAUGCACCACUUUAAUGGCUGCUGAUAGCGACAAAUCACUAGGUGUUAGUCCAACAGUACCUGAAAGAAAAAGCUCAUUAACAAUAAUCAAUCGUAACCGAAGCAAUAAUAGUGUAAAUUCAAGCAUAGAACGUAACACUGGUUCACCAUUUACAAAAUCUCCUUUUGCCAGUCAUUUAAAUUAUAAUAAUAUGCGCUCUUACACGGAUAAACAGGCAUCGAUACAGUCGGCACCCGAAAUUGUUACUGCUGCUACUAAGAGGAGUCCUAUAGCUAAUAAUGAAAGUCAUAAAGAAAUAACCGCUGUCGUUGAGGUACACACAGAAACAGAUAUCGAAAGCACCAAAAAAAGCACCGGUACCAGUUCUCCAGAUUCCGGUCAUAACACUUCAAGUUCUCCCAUUGAAGAUUCAGUCUCUAGUGCUCAUGGCAAAAAUAGUCUUUCCGAACAAGAUUAUUCUGAAUCUUCAGAUCUUGAAGGUACAGAUAGAAUAGAAAGAAUACGUUACAAAACAACCAUCAACAGUUCUCGUAUUCCAUCGAUGUGUGUCAUCACUCCUACAAAUUCAGACGAUGAAGGUGAAAGUAGAAAUACAGAUGAAAAAAUUGACAGCACAAACAGGAAACAAGAUGCAAAUUCUAAAUAUAAUCAAACCGUUGUGAAAUCAAAUAGCAGGCCAAAACUAGAACUGCCAGUUGAAGACAAACACAAAGAUAUUAAAAAUGGAGACAACAAAAUAUCUAAAACCCAAAAUCAAUUAAAAUCCUUACAUCCGUUCAACAAUUUUAUGUGUAAAUUAAAAGGUGUUCUACCAAACAAGCUUUCAAGUAAAAAAUCACCUUCAGGGAAAGAAGUUGUUGAAGAUUUUUACGAUUCCGGAGAUUAUGUUACAAUAGCCGAUGUAAAAAAUAAUAAUCAAAAAUCAACAUUGAAUAAGGGCGUAUACGGUAAUAACGAUGUAGUGAGAAAGAAUUUACAGGCUGUACUAUCCGGAAAGCUACCAGAAACAGAAUACGUGUCCUUAAAUGAACUUCCUAAUUGCUUAGGAGAAAGUAAAGACUAUUUGGAACACGGACUAGAAGAGAAAUCGUCAAUUACUCUGGAAGAUUUACAAAGGAAAGGAGCAAAAGUUACUUUAGAUUCUCGUGGACAAGUGAUUUAUUCAUCCGAUACACUGAAAAGAAGAAAAGGAGCUCACACUACGUUCGAACCGGGACCAUUUGUUCAAGAAAUUAGACCUACAACUACAGUUAUACAAAGAGAAAACGCAGAUGUUGUACAAAUCACGGAUGAAACUGAUUUUCCAUUCAAUCCAGUCCCACCCACAAGUAAACCGACUUCGCCACAGUUAGGUAAAAUGAUAAUUAAAGCACCUAUUGAGCCACACGGUGCCAUGACAACAGAAUACGUUACACUACCUCCGCCUAAGCCAAGUACUAUUAUAUCAGCCACGCCUAUUACCCCUCCACACGUAGCAAACAAAAAACAAUCAGACAUAAAUAAACAACAAGAUUUACCGCGUGUAGUCGAAGCUUUAACAAGGACAGGGGCAUACGUUAAUAUACACGAUGCGGAGGGUGUCAGCUUAUCACCAACGAAAGAUGAUAUUGCAGACUAUCGACAUUCCAACGCUGACAAACCUCCAUCUUCAAAACAAUUUCCACGUCCAAUACAUCAACCUCCAAUUAAUCUAUACAAUUAUAACCAGACCUUACAAAGGUUCCACACAGUUCGGGGAAGGCAUCCUUCAAACGAGAACAAUCAUGAAGUGGAAACUACACAACCAAAGUUUUGGACGUUACCUAAAAAAUCUGCACAAAAUGCUCAAACUCCUAUUAUUGUUGAAGAAAAAUCUUCAUACGGCCCAAAAUCUAUACACACGGAUUCUGAAUACCAACAAAAGCAACAUUUAAGUCAAAAUGAUGAAUCGAUUAGAAUAUCUCCAAUAGAUCCUAGAAAUUCUGGAACAUUUAAAUCUUCUACACCAAGUAAUAAAGAAAAUGUCGUCGAUCUCAGUUCAAAACUUUUAUCGCCAGUAAAAUCUACAAUGACUAAUGAGGAGUUAUACGCAGUCAUACACAAAAGUAAAAAGAAACUUAAUAUAAAGGAUCAACCAUCGGAAAGAGCCGCUUCACCAGCUUUAUCUGUUAUUAGUUUAUCACCUGUAAAUUCAGAACCAUCUUUGCAUAAAAAGAGUACUCAACGAUACCCGGAAAGUGGAUACCUAGGUGAUGUUAAAAAUAGAUCUGACGGUAAAAAUGGACCUAGUCCAAAUCAUUAUGGACCGUAUUUUAUACAAAAACAAGAAACGUGUGCAGACAGAUAUGGACCUUUGCAACAAACUUCAAGACUCGAUUUCAAGAAAUUACUUUUACAACAUAGCGUAAAGCUAAACACACUUAAUACUCAAGCAAAAACUAGUAAAUUAUCAGCAGUUGAACAAUUAAAACUUUCUAAAGAAAAGCCUCAGAUUCCAAUGACGCCUCCUGGAAACAAAUCGCAUGUGAAUAUACUUGACCUUAGCGGAUCUCCUAAAACAUAUAACCAUAGAAAAAUUAUAAAAUCAUCAAACCAACCUACAUCACCGGGAAGAAUAAAUACAUUGUUAAAAGAUCCCAAAAGUUCACCCAAAAUUCUUUUGUCUCCAAAAUCACAGUGGCGUUUCGCAAGUCCUAGAUCGGAUGUACUGUCGACGCCUAUACCUGAAGUAAAUAACGAAGAUGAAAAUUCAAACAGUUCCGGAGAAAAAAAUGACAAUUCCCUGCCUAGCCCACCGUCGAAAACAGUUCCUAUUAUUACUCAUCAACAUUUUGGAGCAAGAAGAUCUCUUAUACCGAUUAAUGAACAUAAAAUUGUCGAAGAACAAAAUGUCCCCGCAGCUAUAGAACAGGGUGUGUAUCCCAUUGCAUCUGAAUAUACAAAUUCGCAGGCAUUAUCAAGGUCCGAAAUAAUACAAGCGAAACGCGCCGAAUUCUUUAACAGUAUUCCUGAGCCAACCGCAUCCAAACUUAGUUCAUUCAAGAGUUCAAACAGAAGCAACACUUCGCCUGAAAGAGGGAAAUCUUCACCAUCAACAUUAGAAACUGCUUUAUGA